This is a messenger RNA of Ectocarpus siliculosus, 750 nucleotides long. The record is from the annotation of a GenBank genome assembly. Lineage: Eukaryota; Phaeophyceae; Ectocarpales; Ectocarpaceae.
AUGGCGGUCAGGUCGACCCGCGAGCUGCAACGUAUAUCGUCCUCGGCGUCUUCGUCGCGCGUCAGCAAAAGUGCCAGCACCAGCACCGAUUCCUGGAGGGGGCGAUGGAAGAAGCAGAGCGCCCUCGAGAGCGGGCUGGCGAAGCUCACCCUUUGCGCCUCGUCGUUCGCGUGGAUGCACGGCAAGCAGUGCAUCAGGGGGUUCCAGCGUGUGCAAAUGCUCCCGGCGGAGUUCAGAGAGCAGCUGCAGAUGAGCCUGCACAUCUACCUCCGCCCAUCCGAGGGCGCCGCGGUGGCCAGGUUCUUUGACGUGCAACAAGUAGGCUCGGUCAACGGGGAGGUCUUCGUGCGCUGGUUCUUGCAGGCCGGGCUAGACUCGCGCGAGGAGCGACUCCGAGCCCAGGCCGCCGUGGACCACGAAGAGCAAAGGCUCCGCCGAGAGGGGGAGCGAGCGGAGGUAGCAAGGAAACGCGACGCCAACACCGCCGCGGUGGAGGUCGAGUUUUCGGCGGAGGACCGCGCGUCCGCCCUGCUCUUGCUGGGGAAAAUCGCGCUCUCCUACCACGACCAAAGAACCGGCCACGAAGCUGCUCAGCGAGACUUUGCGUGCGCUUUGGGCCCUAUGGCGUUCCGCCUCCAGCUGUUCCGGUCGUUCGGGAUCCGGCUAACGGACCGGCAGUUCGCCGCCCUGUUCGACGUGAUGGACAUCAACCGAGACCGGCAAGCAAGAAAGCACUUGAAGCUCUCUUGA